This is a messenger RNA of Cyprinus carpio (common carp), 2787 nucleotides long. Its product is annotated as junction-mediating and -regulatory protein-like. Lineage: Eukaryota; Metazoa; Chordata; Actinopteri; Cypriniformes; Cyprinidae. Gene Ontology annotation, biological process: 'de novo' actin filament nucleation; positive regulation of apoptotic process; Arp2/3 complex-mediated actin nucleation. Gene Ontology annotation, molecular function: transcription coactivator activity; actin binding; Arp2/3 complex binding. Gene Ontology annotation, cellular component: nucleus; cytoplasm. The transcript is spliced from 10 exons. The coding region runs from base 255 to 2624 and encodes 789 amino acids. The record is from RefSeq and is a predicted model, not a curated record.
CACGUGCAGAUGUUUACGUCCUCCUCAGUGUGACGUCAGCGCCCAGUGAGUCGUCGUCGGAUGAGAAACAUCGGAGAUGUUAAAGAUGCGGAUCAGCGCGCAAAACGCCUCGCGGGGGACGCGACGCGCGCGGAUGUGAACGCGCAGCGAUGCGCGCGCGUCGGGACACAGAAUCAGACGGGAAUCGGUGUUAUUAACGGUUUUCUCGCGCGUCCGUUAGUCUGGCCUUUCUUCCCCUGAGCAGCUCCGGAUCCAUGAUGGAGGACGCGCUGGAGUGCGGCUGGGUGUCGGUGCGCCCCAACGCCUUCGAGGAGAAAGACAAGCACAAGUUCGUCUUCAUCGUCGCCUGGAACGAGAUCGAGGGCAAGCUCGCCGUCACGUGCCACGACCGGACCACGCAGCGGCGCGUCGGGAGCGCGGAGCCGGAGCUCGGUGACGCGCCGCCGGACUCCAGCUGGGCCGGGCUCUUCUCGUUCCAGGAGCUGCGCGCCGCUCACCUGCAGCUGUGCGCCGUCAACUCGGACCUGGAGCCGUGUCUGCCCGCCUUCCCCGAGGAGCAGACGGUGUGGUCGGUGCUGUUCGGCGCGCCCGAGCUGAGUGCGCGCCACGCGGACGCGCUCUGCUUCCAGCUGCAGGUGUACCUGGGGCACGCGCUGGACACCUGCGGGUGGAGGAUCCUGUCCCAGGUGCUGUUCCCCGACAGCGACGACUCCGAGGAGUACUACGAGAGUCUGGGCGAGCUGCGGCAGAAGGGCUUCGAGGACGCGCUCCAGAGAGCCAAGACCAACCUGCAGCAGCUGCUGGAGAAGCAGCGCGGCGUGGAGCGGAUGGUGGAGCUGCUGCAGCUGUACGCGGAGCAGGACGAGGCGUAUGGAGAUCUGGUGGAGGCCACGACUGAGCUCUACCACUACCUGCUGCAGCCCUUCAGAGACAUGCGCGAGCUGGCCAUGCUGCGCAGACAGCAGAUCAAGAUCUCUCUGGAGACGGAGCGUCUGGGUCCGCGGCGGGUGGAGUCUCUGCGCAGGGAGGAUGAGGACUGGCAGAGGAAGGCUCACACUGCUGUGCUGUCCAUACAGGACCUGACCGUUAAAUACUUCGAGACCACGGCCCGCGCUCAGAAAGUGUUGUACGAGCGCAUGCGCACCGACCAGAGGAAGUUUGGGAAAGCUGCGUGGGGGGCAGCAGUGGAGCGCAUGGAGAAACUCCAGUAUGACGUUUCUAAAGAAACACUGCAGCUGAUGCGUGCCAAAGAGAUCUGCCUGGAACAGAGGAAACACGGACUGAGAGAAGAGAUGCAGGGUCUGCAGGGGGGCGAGGAGGCUGUGGUGCGUCUGGACCAGCUGGAGGCCAUGUACUACGAGCUCCAGCUGCAGCUCUACGAGAUCAAGUUCGAGAUCCUGAAGUACGAGGAGCUGCUGCAGACGGCACAGCUGCAGAGUCUGCGCAGACAGAUGAGCGAGAGGCAGGAGGAGGUGGUUUACUACGACACCUACGAGAGUCCUGACGCCAUGAAGUCCACCGACGACCCCUGGACCCCUCUGACCCCCCACAGAGACGACGUGGCCAAACUCCAGCAGAGGACCAGACAGCUGGAGGCCCGCAGAGGACGCAUCACCGCCAAGAAAGCCUACCUCAAACACAAGAAGGAAAUCUGCAUCAUCAACCACACACAGAAGCGGCAGGGCGGUCCGGACGGCGUUUCCCAGCAAGCUUUGCUGCAGGAUGAAGAGGAGGAAGAGGAGCAGCGGCUGUCCAGAGUCAGUCAGGAGAGACAGAGGACACUGGACCGACUGCGCAGCUUCAGACAGCGCUACCCCGGUCAGGUGACUCUGAAGUCCACUCGUCUGCGUGUGGCGUACUCCAGGAAGAGGGCAGGCGCGAGGCCAGAGCAGACGCAGACGCAGACGCAGACGGCCAGCGUGCAGACGGACGACGCUCCGGCUCCGGCUCCGGCUCCGGCUCCGGCUGCGCUGGAACAUUCGGCUGGAGUGCCAGAGCUGCGCCGGCCCGAGAGCUUCCUGUCCCUGCCUCCGAUGGGCGGAGCCGUGGCCGAAGCCCCGCCCCCUGACGCGCACGCAUCACUUCCUCCGGUCAGAGAGCUGCUGCUGCUGGACUCGUCCACCUCGCCCAUCUCUCCUCCUCUUCCUCCUCCUCCUCCUCCUCCUCCUCCUCCCUCUCUGGAGGAGACGCCCGCGGACGCCAGCCCCGUUCGCUCUCCCCUCGGCCCCUUCACCGCGCGCUUCUUCGACAGCAGCCAGCUGCUCAACGCCAGGAAGAAGCUGAGGAAGACGGCCUCGCUCGAGUCCAGCCAGUGGAGCAGAGCGAGCUCGCCGAUGGACGAGGUUCUGGCCAGUCUGAAGCGCGGGAGCUUCCACCUGCGGAAGGCCGAGCUGCGUGUUCUGGCGCCCGAUCCGGAUGAGGACGACGACAACAACAUCCUGGCUCAGAUCCGUAAGGGAGUGCAGCUGCGUAAGGUGCGCAGACAGGAGCACAGCUGCAGGGGAGCGAUGGAGUCUGACCCGCUGACCCGCAGCAUCCACGAGGCCCUGCGCCGCAUCAAAGAGGCUUCGCCCGAGUCCGAGUCCGAGGACGAGACGCCAGCCUGCGCCGACUGGGAGAGCUGAAGUGUGUGUGUGUGUGUGUGUGUGUGUACCUCACCGCAGAUCACUGAUCAUCAGCCCCGAGGGUUUGUUCCACUUACUCUGUUCCCAUUCAUGUUCUCCUGAUCUCCUGAAUCACCAUCUGUGUCAAAAAACAUAUUAAAUAAUAAACUCUUAUUUAACUCAA